This is a messenger RNA of Paramecium sonneborni, 1729 nucleotides long. The record is from the annotation of a GenBank genome assembly. NCBI's taxonomy places the organism in Eukaryota, Ciliophora, Oligohymenophorea, Peniculida, Parameciidae.
UAAAUUAAAAUGCAAAUGUCAAAUAAUAUCAUUCCAAAUCUCUAAAAUGUGCCAAUAAUUAGUGGUCAGCCAAUUUAAAAUGAAAAUCAAAAUAUUUUACCAAAGGUUAAUGCUGAUAUAGAGACAAAAAAACAUGUUUGCAUUCAUUGGUGUGUAUUUUUUUUUCUAGUUUCAAUUUUUAUAUUGACAUCUGUGUUUAUGCCAAAUUCUACUAGAUAGGCUUUUAUGGAAGAUCCUUGUAAUCCAAAUAGAGAGGCUAAUUUUGGUAAAGAAACAUGGUUUGAAUCAAACAAAUUUAAAUUGUAAUUUAAAAAAUGAAUCUAUUAGCUGCAAUCAAACUACAGCAAAUUACACAGUUUUUAGAAAAUUAGAUAAAAAAAAUCAAUUUUUAAUAGUUUAUGGAUAGUUUAGUUUUUAUAGUCCUAUGGGAUUUGAAAUUGAUUAUAUAAAUUAUACUGCAACAUUAUUUGGAUUAACUAAAGAAUAAUAAGAAACUGGAUUACUAACUGAUAAUUUUAUUGUAAGUAGGAAUCAUUCAAUAACAUCUAAUUGUAAGACAAAUUUAGAUGAAAGUGAUGAAUCUGAAGAAUAUGAUGAAGGUGAAGAAGAUGAAGAAUAUGAUGAAGGUGAAGAAUAUGAUGAAAGUGGAAAUCGAUUAAAAAUAGAUGAUAAUCAUUUAUCUAUGGCUUAUCAAGAUGAGUAUUAUGACCCUAAAAUUUGCGAUUAGACUGUUUUGGUUUACAUUCCAAUAUUAGAUUAUCACGAUUAUCUAUUAAUAAUUAAUUAUACUGAUUAAUUUCCUUACGAUUAUUAUAAUUCACGUUUGAAGUUAUAAGGAGUAACUGUUGAUCCAAUAUAUUCAAAUUCAGUAUUGGCUGUGAGGUAUACCUUUUUUGGAGUUUCAUUAAUUACUUUUGCAUUGUUUGCUCUAAGAAUUAAGAGAUUAGCUUUUUCAAAUUGGGUGAUUGAGCAAAAGUUUGUUUCAGUUUUGAGUUUUCUUUUGCCUUGGUUUAAUGAUCCUUUAUUUGCAGCAACAUUGAUGAUACCUAAUAGAAUAACUGCUAUAAUUGGAGUUAUUUUCUUUAGCAAUUUUAUUUGUUGUUUAUUUCUUUAUUGGCUUGUACUAUAUGAUAGAAUUGUGUUAGAGAAUGGAUCAAAAAAUAGUACUGUUUUUACUAAAUCUAAGGUUAUAGUUUGUUUAUUGUUAUGGCUAUUUUUUGUUGUUUCUUAUUCAAUUCUAGUAAUAUAAUAUUUUAAUGAUCCAACUACUAGUUUUGAUGACUUACAUCAUAAAGCAUUUAUGGCAUUUAGAGUACUCUAAAUUUUAUUUUCCUUUGCUAUAUUUAUUUACCUACUUAAAUACUUAAUAUAAUUUUGUAAAUUGUACGAAACCAGACUAUGGCGUUAUAAGUUGAUUGGAUUGUUUAACAUAUUUUUUAUGAUGUGUUUAGGAUUAUUUAUAUUGUCUGGAUCUUUUGAAAUCUAUAAUCUCACUGGAACUGAAGUACUUAUUUCUAUAAGCAUCUUAAAUUUGUAUGUCUAUUAUUAAUAAUACUUGUGGAGUCCUAGUAAAUAAGGACUUAUGUAAUAGGCUACUCUUGAUUCCAAUCUUAAUGUUGAUAAUAGUGAAUAUGAUCGAUUAGAAAUGGAUAAUAUCAAUAUUAAUUAAGACAAUGUUGUGGAUGAAAAAUUUUAAGUUGAGGACGACAAAGAAAUAAUCAAUGAAUGA